Thamnophis elegans (Western terrestrial garter snake) is the source of this 2783-nucleotide messenger RNA. Its product is annotated as general transcription factor IIH subunit 4. The record is from RefSeq and is a predicted model, not a curated record. Lineage: Eukaryota; Metazoa; Chordata; Lepidosauria; Squamata; Natricidae. Gene Ontology annotation, biological process: nucleotide-excision repair. Gene Ontology annotation, cellular component: transcription factor TFIIH core complex; transcription factor TFIIH holo complex. The transcript is spliced from 14 exons. Gene Ontology annotation, molecular function: ATPase activator activity; double-stranded DNA binding. Bases 130 to 1515 code for a protein of 461 amino acids.
CGAUCGCUUCCUGCUCGCCGGGAGGGCCGGCUGGUGUGGGGGCGCUGCCGCGGAUCCUUGUCCCCGUCCCCGAUGCGCUCCUGGUGAAGCCUUUGCAGAAAAAUGUCCAGGUGAUGAAGGGUAGCUGUCAUGACGGAGUCAGGGAUGAAACUCCAGAGAGUUCAGCUGAAAUGCAAGAACCUUCAUGAAUACCUGCGGGGUCUCAGCCCUGGGAUUUUAGAUCGGCUGUAUAAUCAUCCUGCCACUUGCCUUGCUGUCCUUCGGGAACUGCCCGGGUUAGCCAAAAAUUAUGUCAUGCGGAUGCUUUUUCUGGAACAGCCUCUUCGUCAGGCAGCUGUGGCCCUGUGGGUGAAGAAGGAAUAUGUCAAGGAACAAGAGGAGAGCUCGGAUAUCCUGCUGGGACUGCGACUUUGGCACACACAGCUACUUCCAGGUGGGCUCGAAGGCAUCGUCUUGAACCCCAUCUUCAAGGAAAACCUGCGCAUUGCUCUCUUGGGAGGAGGUAAGGCCUGGUCCGAUGAUACCAGCCAACUGGGCCCAGAUAAGCAUGCCCGAGAUGUCCCAUCUUUGGACAAGUAUGCAGAAGAAAGGUGGGAGGUCAUCCUGCAUUUCAUGGUAGGCUCUCCUAGUGCAGCAGUGAGUCAGGACCUGGCUCAACUGCUGACUGAAGCUGGCCUGAUGAAGAGCAGUGAGCCUGGGGAACCUCCCUGCAUCACAUCCUCCGGCUUCCAGUUCCUGUUGCUGGAUACUUCAUCACAGCUGUGGUACUUCAUGCUCCAGUAUCUCCAGUCAGCAGAGACCAGGGGCAUGGACUUGGUGGAGAUUCUUUCCUUCCUCUUUCAGCUCAGCUUCUCCACGCUUGGCAAGGAUUAUUCUGUGGAAGGAAUGAGUGAUUCUCUUCUGAACUUCCUUCAGCAUCUCCGGGAAUUUGGCCUGGUGUUUCAAAGAAAGAGAAAAUCCAGGCGUUACUAUCCCACCCGCUUAGCUAUUAAUCUUUCCUCCGGCAUCUCAGGUACCACCGUGGACACCCAUAACCAAGGCUUUAUCGUGGUGGAGACCAACUACAGGAUCUAUGCAUACACAGAUUCAGAACUACAGAUUGCACUAAUUGCCCUCUUCUCUGAGAUGCUGUAUCGCUUCCCUAACUUGGUGGUGGCGCAAGUCACCCGGGAGAGCACACAGCAGGCCAUUGCCAACGGGAUCACGGCCGAUCAGAUCAUUCACUUCCUACGGACACGAGCUCACGCCGUGAUGCUGAAACAGACCCCUGUACUGCCCCCCACAAUCACAGAUCAGAUCCGGCUGUGGGAACUGGAACGGGAUAGACUGCGCUUUUCUGAGGGUGUCCUAUACAACCAGUUCUUAUCCCAGGUGGACUUUGAGCUGCUCCGUGACCAUGCCAAGGAACUUGGGGUCCUGGUUUUUGAGAACCCAAUCAAGCGUCUCAUGGUGGUGACUCCCGCCGGCCACUCAGACGUCAAGCGCUUCUGGAAGCGUCAGAAACACAGUUCAUGAAGGCAUUGAUUGUACUCCGUGUUCUUCUGAUCAUGCUUGUUGGAAAGUGGACCAAACAGAAAGGCAGGAAUAUUCUUUCCCUCCCAUUACUUCGAGUGGAUGCAAGACAGGCGGAGAGAAGGAAAACAGGGGUGAUUAUCCCUUUUCAGCCAAAAAGAGAUUCGAAACUUGCUUUUUUUAAAAAAAAAGAACAAAAAAGCUCAUUGGUUCAGUCUAAGUGUCACCUUUGCAUCAACACUCUCCGGUAGGAAUGACACCCUAGCUGGGAUGAAACACUGGCAUUGAAAUAGGUUAGAAGUGAACAAUGAAAUGCUUUGAGAAAAUAGAAAUAGCAGGGACAAAGCCAUCUCACUAAACUAAAAGUCCAGAAAGUUUGUUUGUGGAAAGUUACUAAAGUUGAGAUGAUGUUCCCUGCAUGGUUGAAUACUGAAUCUUCAAGGUGCCAGGGAGUUCUAGUAUCAGACUGUCUACAACCUGGCACCAUCCUACUCUUUUGACCCUUCCUGAGACUUGUCUGGGGAAUGAUAGAAAUUGGAGCUCAGUACAUCUGGAAUGCAACACCUUGAAGAAGGUCAGGAAAAAAAGUAUUAAGCAAUUAUCAUUUUUAUCCUUUAAAUGGCUUGACCCUCUCCGCUGAAAGGGUACAGAAAGAAGAGACAGCCUUUCAUUCUAGUUUUAUAGAAACUGCUAAUUUGUGACAAAACACAGCUUAUAUUCAGGUUGCCUUGUUCUAAUAAGAUGUGUGUUUUUAUAGGGGUAAUUCAAGGAGUUUUUUCUAUCCAUGUGUGAAUGAAGACAGAUCUCUAUGCAGGAGCUGGGUUUACACAUUGCACUCACCCAUAUUGUGAUUAGUUCGGCCCUAACAUAAUGUGUUCAGCACACCAAAUCACCCUCUCUUGAUCUGGUGGUUUGCCUAAUUUGAUAUCAAUUUGAUAUUCCAUCAUGGGGAUGCCAUUUGUUUUUUUUAAAAACCAGUGCCAAAUACUCAGAUUUUCACCGUGACUCAACGCUGUCACUCCAGCAUGAAGAUGCUAUGAUUUCACUUGUUCCUCUUCUACCUGUGUGGGAGACUUCGGUUGAAGUCUUCAGUUGAAGUUGAGCAAAUUACCUGUUCACCAAUCUGCCCUGCGUUGGUGAACUUUCUAAAUCCUGUAUGCACAGUUGAAGCCUCUGUUGACAUGGACAUGUAGGUCAACAGGCUUGUCAUUCCACCUCUUUUUAUCUGAAGUCCAGAUGUUGAAUUAAAGCUAGCUGAGAAAUUGUGGGAA